ACGCACAGUGCCGAAAGCGAGCGAGAGAGAGAGAUCCGCGGAGCUGCAAUACGAUACUCCGUUACCGCCACCGGAGCAGUGAUGGGGGUAUGGAGGGAGGGAAAUGGGUGGUGCUUUUGUGGAGGAGGACGGACGGAGAGGUUGAUGGGAAGUCUAUUGUCUUGCAAAGGACCGGCUAUGGCUUCCAUCUCCUCCGGCGCUGGUCGAGGAGAUGGAACUGGUUUCCUCAUCCACCCAAACCUCCUACUCACCACCCAUGGGACUCUGGCGUCGGUCACGGCGGCGGAGGACGUCGAGAUCCAGCUCAAUCAGGGACGCUUUCCAGCUCGCCUCGUCCCUUACAGGUUCUUUAUCACGAGUUCAGUUCUUGAUCUCACAAUAGUUGGACUAGAUGCUGCAGUUACUAAACCGAAUUCACAGGGCCAUCAUCCUUCCUACCUGAAAACAUGUGGCAAUCCAAGUCUAGGUCUUGGCAGUGCAGUUUAUUUGCUAAGUUACACCGAUAAAAAAGAACUGGUCAUUGGGGAGGGAAAAGUAGUGGUUGCCACUGAUAAUCUUAUAAAACUAUUUGCUGAGGGAAGAACUUGGUCCCCGGGCUCUGCUGGUUUUGAUGCACAAGGAAAUCUUGCCUUGAUGAUAUGUGACCCAAUGAAGCUUGCAUCUUCUCCGACUGGUAAAUCUUCUUCAGCUUCCUCAUCCUCGUCAUUGACAUGCAAGGGGGAUUCAUCAAUGCUUUUUGGAAUUCCUAUCCCUAUCAUUUGUGACUGGUUACAUCAGCACUGGGAGGGCAGCUUAGAUGAGCUAAGCAAGCCUAAAUUGCCCUUGAUUCGGUUGUUGUCCACCGGGCAGAAGAGCGAGCACUCCUGUUCUUUUAGUCAGCGUCAGAUCUUCAAGCCUGAAGAUCAGGAAGAUGCAAACAUCUCUUCUUCUGCACACGUAACUGGAAAAUCCAAAUUUCAGCUGGGAUCAAGCAGUUCUGCUAAUGUGGUUGCCAUUGGACAAGGUAUUUCAACUCCGGAGAUCUAUGAAUCUCCGAAGAUUACUUCAGGGACAAUUAGGAGGAAGGAAACUGCCACAGUUCAGCUCUUGGACAUUAAUUUCCCUCCAAGAGCUCCAAGAUCCAUCGUCUUGCCAAAGCUCUUAAAGCAACCACUUCCAGAACCGAAUGAGAAUAUUAGAUAUGAAUCGAAACCAGAAAAUCCAUCAAUGGAAGAUGAUUGCUGCAGUGAGGUGCAGUCAUGUUCAUCUCCAUUGGAGGUUUCUGAGCUACCUAAUGAGGGCGAGGGGUUCAGCAGUGGAGAAGAAACUAUGUACUCAGCUGAAACUAUGGAGAGCAGAAACAUCCCUAGUCCUCCCAAAGAAAUUAGCAAGUUCAAUCCAGUGGGCAGGAGCCAGAGUUGUGUGAACUAUAGCAGAUGGGAAUCAUCUCAAAGAAACACAACAAAAAGAAGGGAAAUGCUACAGAAUCAGCACAGAAUGAUACCAGCGAGGAAAGCACAGUCAUAUAUUACUCAUAAGAGCCGUGAGUACUACAGCCCAACGGUCUCGUCAAGCAUGAAGAAGAGGAAUGGCUCAGAUCCGCCACCCAUAAGAUCACGAAAGAAUGUACUUCAGCUCUCUCCAAGAUGGAUGUUCUAAGUUUUUUCCUAACGGUAACAAAGAAAAAUAGUACCUUUUUUCUUUCACCCUUGCAAUCGAUAAAUUGCAGACCUGCUUUAUUGUCUACUGGCAUGGCUGUUUUUUGUUUGCUCGUUAUGUUUUCAAAUCUUUGAUUGGUAUUGGUUCUGUAUGUGCAGAGUUGCAGUAACAUGAAUAAAUUGUUCAGGCAAGAAAAUGUCUGUCUUAUAGCCAAA
Molecule: messenger RNA, 1853 nt
Organism: Dendrobium catenatum
Lineage: Eukaryota; Viridiplantae; Streptophyta; Magnoliopsida; Asparagales; Orchidaceae
Exons: 2
Coding region: 82-1638 (518 amino acids)
Source: RefSeq, a predicted model, not a curated record